Molecule: messenger RNA, 1695 nt
Organism: Helianthus annuus (common sunflower)
Lineage: Eukaryota; Viridiplantae; Streptophyta; Magnoliopsida; Asterales; Asteraceae
Product: UDP-glycosyltransferase 92A1-like
Exons: 1
Coding region: 67-1569 (500 amino acids)
Molecular function (GO): UDP-glycosyltransferase activity
Source: RefSeq, a predicted model, not a curated record
GCAACUCUGUGCACCUUUUAAACCCCAUAAACCAUACACUCAAUCACCCAAAACCCCCAAUCCACCAUGGAACCUGAACCUCCACAAACCAAACACAUAAUCAUGCUCCCAUUCAUGGCUCAAGGCCACCUCAUCCCCUUCCUAGAACUAGCCCACCACAUCCUCAACCACAACCCCACCUUCACCAUCACCAUCGUCAACACCCCUCUCAACAUCCACUACCUCCGUUCCGCCACCACAAACCACCCUUCCCCACCCACUCAACUCCACCUCAAACCCCUCCCCUUCAACUCCUCCGACCACCACCUCCCACCCAACUCCGAAAACACCGACGGCUUACCCUUAACCCAAAUCAUCAAACUCUUCCACGCAUCCGCCGCCCUCGAACAACCUUUUCGAAAAUUCAUCCACGACGUCGUCGUUUCGGAGAAACGAAAUAAAGUAUGUAUAGUUUCGGAUAUAUUCAUGGCGUGGGCUAAUGAUGUGGCGAAAUCAUUUAACAUUUUUAAUUAUACGUUCUCUACGGGCGGUGCUUACGGUACGGCCGCUUUUUGUUCCAUUUGGUUAAAUCUUCCUCAUAGGAGUUUAAGUGGUGGGACCCAUGACGAGUUUUCGGUCCCGGGUUUUCCGGAAUCUUCUCGGUUUUCGAUUACGCAACUGCAUCAGUUUCUACGAGCUGCUGAUGGGAAAGAUGAGUGGUCUAGAUUCUUUCAAGUGCAGAUAUCGUUGUCGCUUAAAUCUAACGGUUGGUUAUGUAACACGGUUGAAGAGAUGGAACCAUUGGGAUUGGAUGUUUUGAGAAAUUACAUAAAACUCCCUGUUUGGUGUAUUGGGCCACUUAUUCCGUUUAAAAUGUUAAAAAAGAAUUUGGGUUCGGAUACGGGUGUUAUAGGUCCAAGAUCCGGAAAACAACCCGGUAUCCAACCGGAACAUUGUAUUGAAUGGUUGGACUCGCGUGCUACCGGGUCGGUGCUUUAUAUUUCGUUUGGGUCUCAGAACACGAUAGGUGAAAGUCAAAUGAUGGAGUUAGCGAAAGGGUUGGAAGAGACUAAAAGGCCUUUUAUUUGGGUAAUUAGGCCGCCAAUUGGGUUCGAUCUAAAAGGUGAUUUUCGGGCCAAAUGGUUGCCUAAUGGGUUUAAGGAUAGGAUUGGGAAACAAGGAUUGGUGGUGCAUAAUUGGGCGCCUCAGUUAGAGAUACUAUGUCAUCGGGCAACGGGUGCUUUUUUGAGUCAUUGUGGGUGGAACUCAGUGAUGGAAAGUUUGAGCCAAGGGGUUCCGAUCAUUGGGUGGCCGAUGGCCGCAGAGCAAGGGUAUAAUGCGAAGAUGUUGGUGGAGGAAAUGGGUGUUUGUGAGGUGUUAACGAGAGGGGUGCAUAGUCGGAUCACGAAAGAGGAGGUGAGUCGGGUGAUCAAUGUGGUGUUGGAUAAAAGUGAAGGGGGGAAAGGUGAAGAUAUGAGGAAAAAAGCAAGUAAACUUGGGGAUUUGAUAAGAGCAAGUGUUGAGGAUAACAAAGGUUCUUCUUAUAGAGCAUUGGAUGAGUUUUUGACCUCGGCCAUUUCUGGAUUUUAAUGAUGGUUUUGUGAUAAACUAUGGAAUGAAGAUGAUUAGAGUUUACAAAUAAAAAUAGUUAUUAAAACAUAAUGUGUAGAAAUUCUAAAUUCGAAAUGUGGUGCAAAAUUUAACCCCUUGUCUAUA